GACUGAGUCAUCUUACUAUUUGGGGGAAAAGAAACCAAGGACACUGAGAGAGAUCAGACGUGACCUGCAGCCGAGGAGAGUGGAUAUUUCUGGGGUAUUAUGUGAAGAUGGGGUGGACAUCUCUCAUCUUUUCAGCCUCAGUGUUGUUGUGUGCUGCUGUUCCAGUUCUCAGCGGCCAGCACUCUCUGUACUACACCUACACGGCUCUGUCCCAGCCCCUUGAACUUCCCGGAAUCUAUGAGUUCACUGCACUGGGAAUGCUCGAUGACCACGAACUCGACUACUACACCAGCAAGACUCAGGCUAAGGUUCCUAAACAGCACUGGAUGAGAGAGAAGAUGCCACAGGAUUACUGGGAGAAAGGCACUCAGUCCCGCAAGAGCAAAGAGCAGUGGUUUAAGGUCAACGUGGACAUCCUGAUGGAACGUAUGGGACACAAUAAGACUGACCUUCAUGUUCUUCAAUGGAGACAUGGCUGUGAGAUUGAAACUACAGGUGGAAAAAUUAAAUUUGUGAGUGGAGUUGAUGAGUACAGCUAUGAUGGCACUGAGUUCCUCUCCUUCGAUGAGGAAAACUCGAGGUGGAUUGCUCCAGUCCCAGCUGCUGAGCCGACCAAAAGGAAAUGGGAUGAAGUUCCCAUCCUUAACCAGUACACCAAGGGCUAUCUGGAGAAAGAGUGUGUGGACUGGCUCACCAAGUUCAUGGAUUAUGGAAAAGAAGAAUUGAGAAAAAAAUCUCCACCAGAUGUACAUCUGUUUGCAAAGAAAUCAGUAACUGACCCCAGCAAGUUGACCCUGACCUGCCUGGCCACGGGAUUCUACCCUCCAGAUAUCGAGAUGCGUUUGAGGAAACUCAGAACUUCUCUACCUGAACAUCUGGUAACAUCCUCAGGAGUCAGACCCAAUGGUGACGGCUCCUACCAGCUGAGGAAGAGUGUGGACAUUGUGGAGGAUGACAAAGCACUGUAUGAUUGUUAUGUGAACCACGAAACCCUCCCGGAACCAAUAAUUAUUCCCGAUGGCAAAGGUAUUCCGUGCCUAGACUGUACUGCACCAAAAGUUCAGAGCGGUAUCAUCGGUGGAGUGGUCGGAGUUCUGCUCACACUGGCUGUGGUUGCAGGCAUUAUCUUCUUCCUUAGAAGGAAGGGAAUAAUCAGGUUGGGACGUAACGGUGGAUCCCCAGCAAACAGCACUGUUCAUGUGCCGCUUGCAGCUCCACCUUCUGCUCCAUCUUCAGAGGGACACAGCGAUACUGGAUCAGACAGUAAAGGUGCUAAAGAUUCUGACAGCACAAGAGACUCUGGAAAAGGCAGCGCUACUGGAUCAUCAGCCAGCAGCCAGGAGAAUAUUGAUGAGACAUCCAAAAUGAUAUAAACCUCUGAAUUAGUCUGAAUACUUCUGGUGGAGGUGGAGAGUCGAUUUUACAUAAACACUAUGGACAAAGGAUCUGAUCUCACUGAAAGCUUUUUUCAAGUCAAUGAUUUAAAAGCCUUCAUAUGUAACCAUCAACCUAUUACAAUCUACUACAAACCUGCACACCUGUGCUUACACACCUCUGAUCACUACUGAUGGUUGCAGUUUUUUUCCCCCUAACAGUUUACAAGAAAGUAGUUUAAAUAUUAGACUUAAAAACAGAGCAUGUAAUAAUCAGCACCUUUCCCAAAAAAAUCUAACUGAGCAAAACAAUUAAAUAUGCGUUUAAUGUGUUUAGCUAAAAGCUGUUAAAAAAUAAAAUAAAUAAAAAACAACUGAUGAUAUACAUGGGUGAAAACAAGCUAAAAGAUAUUAUAUUCUGAAUAUGUAGAUAAUUCUGCAUUCACAUCCAUCAUCCUCAGCAUUAAUUCCUGCUGGGUGCUGUAAAAAAAAAAAAAGCUGCAAAUGUCAAAAUUCAUUAGUUUAUAAACAGAACAUUAAAUAUAAAAUUAUAAAUAAAGUAUUAAAUCCCAGGUUAAGGCACUGCUUAUUGCCAGAUUGGGCUAGAUUUGAAUACACUGUGGGUGGAAAAGUCCGCGGGUGGCGUUUCCUAAGGCAAGUUUAAAAACGGGCUGUGGCUGUGAAGAUGUUUUAAAGCAAUGAUUGAAUUGAAUUUAAUCAAACAUAUGACAAACAAAGGUAAAGUGUCACUCCAUGAAAACUGCAGACAAACUGUGACAUGUAAAUAAGCUAAAAGCCAGAAUAAGGACUUUUGAAGACCACUCGCACCCUUACGCUGACAUUAUCAUCAGAAAUAAUGGCAUAUGGGUCAGAAGAUAACAUCUCUACUCAAAGAUGAGAUACAAGGCAUCACAUUUACUGCCGCUCAUGUAACAAGGACAUGCAAAUAACAAUGGAUUUAUCCAAAAUAAAAAACGUAAUAAAAAGGAAAACAUUUGCGAGGUCGAUAGAGCCUGUGCUCUCACGGCCGGGGCCGGGAUCGUACCAGUUCCAGUCAUAAUAUAGGAGAACUUUAUCUGAAGUAUAAAAGCAUGCUGGGAGAAGGUUUUUUUUUUUAACUGGCUUCAUAUACCUCAAUCUGGUGAUGAUUAACUUUAAAAUGCACUUAAAACUUUCAACAGAUUCUUCCUACUACUAUUACUGAUUACAAUGAUGAUGAUUAACAUUUUCACUUACUGCAUUAUUCAAAUCUUAUUUGUACUUGUUUUAAUAAGAUCAUGGUUUCUUGGUAUAGACACUGGAUUAUUUUUGUUCUCGAGUGAAAGACAUUUACUACAGGCGAAUUCUACAUUAUGGCUGUUUAAAGUAUAGUUUGGUGAAUCUUUUGUGUACUGUUGACUGCUUCUUGCGGUAUGACUACAUAGAGCUUUUAUUUUUGGUUGUUGAAUUUAUUCAAAUGUACUUUAAUAAUUACAUUGUACGUACUACAAAUACAUGCUAUGUUUUGUUCA
Messenger RNA from Ictalurus punctatus (channel catfish), 2884 nucleotides. Its product is annotated as major histocompatibility complex class I-related gene protein. Gene Ontology annotation, biological process: immune response. Gene Ontology annotation, cellular component: external side of plasma membrane. The transcript is spliced from 10 exons. NCBI's taxonomy places the organism in Eukaryota, Metazoa, Chordata, Actinopteri, Siluriformes, Ictaluridae. The record is from RefSeq and is a predicted model, not a curated record. Bases 108 to 1373 code for a protein of 421 amino acids.